AUGUGCUGGUGCUCCCCCGCGUGGCGGGCAUCGUCUGGACCGGUCGGCCGCUUCUGUUUGCGCGGAGCGUGGCGCUGUCUAAGCACGGCCCCGUUGGAGCUGGGGCAGUUUGGACCGUUGGGGCCCAUGAGUGCGUUUCAUCACGCGCAAGAGCUUGAGUGGUACAAGGUGAUUUUUGCAUCAGGGGAGGUGUGGUGGCUCGUGAGUGUCGCCGGCGACGUCCAGAUCAUUUUCACGCACCAGUACACGUCAGCGGCGGUGCCUUCCCUGGCAGGCGCCGUGUACGUUGGCAGCACGGAUCGGUUUCGGCAUGCCGUGGCGAUGGCGCUCGGGUCGAUGACGAUUGUGUUUAGUUACAAAAGGGCGCUAAAGUACCAUUUUGGCUUGGACAAGUGGCCGUACAAGAACUGCGUGUACUUGGACCAGGCGUCCGCCGUGAUCACGGAGCUCCUCUGCGUAAAGUGGAGCGGUGUAUUUUACGUCCUCGACAUCCAGCUGUGGCGGACUUUCGUGCUGGACGUGCCACAUGACAAAGGGUGCGGAAAGGCCACCCGAUGUACGACCGAGUGCAAUUUGCCCAUCCUCUUGUGGGUACACAUGUGUAAAUGUGUCGACUAA
This is a messenger RNA of Aphanomyces astaci, 618 nucleotides long. RefSeq lists its product as hypothetical. Bases 1 to 618 code for a protein of 205 amino acids. The record is from RefSeq and is a predicted model, not a curated record. The transcript has 3 exons. NCBI's taxonomy places the organism in Eukaryota, Oomycota, Saprolegniomycetes, Saprolegniales, Verrucalvaceae.